AUGGUGAAGUCUUGUCUUGAAUAUGAUUUGAAAUCAAGUCAGAAAAAUGUUAUUAGAUCUCGAAUUGUUUUUAUCUCCAUUUUAUCUAUCAAUCAUCUUUCCCUUCCUCUUUUUACCCCUCCUCUCAUUCUGAACUUGCUUUCUCCAAAACUUUGUAUUUAUCUAUGUUCUAUAUCUAUCCAGCUUAUCUGUUGUAGUUUAAUCCGAAUUUUUCCCUUUCUUUCACAUUUCCUCUUUUUUCACAUUUCCUCUUUUCUCUUUCGUUUACAUUUUUUAUUUUCCCUUUCUUUCACAGUUCCUCUUUUCUCUUUCUUUCACAUUUCCUCUUUUCUCUUUCUUUCACAUUUCCUCUUUUCUCUUUCUUUAACAUUUCCUCUUUUCACUUUCUUUCACAUUUCCUCUUUUCUCUUUCUUUCACAUUUCCUAUUUUUUAACAUUUCUUCUUUUCUCUUUCUUUUACAUUUUCUAUUUUCCCUUUCUUUCACAGUUCCUCUUUUCUCUUUCUUUCACAUUUCAUCAUUUCUCUUUCUUUCACAUUUUCUAUUUUCUCUUUCUUUCAGAUUUUUUAUUUUCCCCUUCUUUCACAUUUCCAGUUUUCUCUUUCUUUAA
This is a messenger RNA of Acanthosepion pharaonis, 609 nucleotides long. The record is from the annotation of a GenBank genome assembly. Lineage: Eukaryota; Metazoa; Mollusca; Cephalopoda; Sepiida; Sepiidae.